Molecule: messenger RNA, 637 nt
Organism: Drosophila biarmipes
Lineage: Eukaryota; Metazoa; Arthropoda; Insecta; Diptera; Drosophilidae
Gene: Gbp3
Exons: 1
Coding region: 47-532 (161 amino acids)
Source: RefSeq, a predicted model, not a curated record
GCCCUGUCUGUAGUCGAACAACAGUCGCAGUGCAAACAAGUCGGCGAUGAAGCAGCUUCUGGUGGCUUUGCUGGCCGCUCUGCUGGUAGCCGCCGUCCAGGCCGGCAUUCUGGGCAGGAUUUUCCACCGGGAGUCCACCUCCACCUCCACGUCCACCUCAACCUCCACAACUACAACCACGGAGGAGCCGCGUCGUCCCUUCUUCCUCAACAACAAUAUACCCGCCAUCCAGGAGGGCUGUGAAGGGCAGUUCAAGUGCAAGAAGAAGCUCACCCAGGUGCCGGCUCCCCGGCCCUGCUUGAAGUACUGCCUCCACCGCGUGACCUGUCCCAACAACCAGACCACCACGGCCAAGCCCAACCAGUGCGUCGAUCUGGACGAGGAGCAGGUGCUGGCCUCCUACCAGUCCCCCACGGAGCCCCCAGUCGCCGGGAAACCCGCCGUCAACACCAUGAUGGUGGCCAUGAUCGACUUUCCCUGCCAGCCUGGCUACCUGCCGGACCAUCGGGGCCGCUGUCGGGAAAUCUGGUAGUUCGGCGCCAUAAUUACUAGGUAUACCUGUGGAAUUUUUAUAUAAACAUGCAUAGUCUGAAUAAUCACAAUAAAACCCCAAUGAACUGCCGAGCGCCAAAGAUCA